Messenger RNA from Hyaloperonospora brassicae, 2313 nucleotides. The record is from the annotation of a GenBank genome assembly. NCBI's taxonomy places the organism in Eukaryota, Oomycota, Peronosporomycetes, Peronosporales, Peronosporaceae.
AUGGCGCAGCGCGGGGACAAGAGCGCGAAAGGCGAAAAAAACGGUUUUUUCCGAAAAAUGUACUCGUCCAUUGGCAAUUCGUCGCGGCAAUUGGCAGUGCAUCGCCAGGAAAAGGGUCAGCGCAGUGACUCGACGACCGGUAGUGGGGGCGGAUUGGGCCAUGGCAACAGCAGUAGCAACAGCAGUGGCCAUAGCAGUUUCCAGCCGAGUCACAACAGUCCGAGCGACGGCGCAACGACAACGAGCGGCCACAGUGGUAGUAGCAGCAGCAGUAGCAGUUCGACGGCGCUGCAGCACUUUGUCAAACACCACAGCUUUAAUGGCCACAUGCCGUUUACAAGGGACGAGGCGCAGCAGCGAAAUGCCGCGGGUGACUCGCAUCAGAGCAUGUUGUCCAAGCGCCCGAGUUUGAUUGUGCCGUUUUCCACGCAGCAGCAGCAAAUGGGGCUGGGCGUAGCUGCUGCUGGUACUGCUGGUGGUACGGCCGAUGGAUCGCAGACGUACUUGGACGACUUUCAAGCACCGAUUUCCAAGUCGGGCGUGCUGAUCAAACAGGCGAACCACUUUAAAACGUGGAAAAAGCGGCUGAUGGUGCUGAAAGGUCACUCGCUGUUUUACUACGUGUCGGGCACGUCUGGAGAGGACUCGUAUCCUCGUGGCGUUAUUCCGCUACAGGGCGUGCGGAUCACGCCAGUCGACUCGGCGCGGUUCAAGCGACAAAACUGUUUCGAGAUUUGUCACCCGGGAUACCGUCCUAUUUAUCUGAUGGCCAAGAGCGAGGCGGAUCUGAGCGUGUGGAUGAGCAGCUUGACGUCUGCUGCAAUGGCUACAACAGCUGACCGCAAGAUGCUGCUCGUGACGGAACCGCUGGAGUCGCUGUUUAACACGCCAGCGCUGGAAGAUGCCGUGCCGUACAAGCGGACGUUUUACUUUCGUCAGAAAGUGGCAUUUUGCAUGCCGCGAAAAGAAGAUACAGGAUACACAAUGGUGGAUCUUUUCGAUUUGAAUGAGAAGCGCUUGACGACGCUGUGCGACUUGAACAGCUACUGCGACUCGUUUCCUAUGAUCUUGGAUGAUCCACAGCUCUUUGUGGAACUGUUGCAUGUCGUGGGUUGCUACAUCUUCCGGCCGUUCGCCCGGCUGCAGUCGACCUCGCCUGGUAAUAUUUUCGUGGAGGAGCCGAAUCCGGACGAAGUGGGUGUGCUUGAGAACCCAAUGGACAAAUACUCGGAAUACACGACCGAAGAGCAGCUGUGGGGGCUCUUGUCGGCAUGUUACGACCUGUUGCUCAAGGCGAUCGAGCACAUUGACAAAUUAGAAAAGCACGUGCGCAAAGAGUUUUUCCCCUUGCGGUUUAUUGCGCAGCUUGUGAAUUUGUUCAAGACGCCAUCCUUCAAAGAACGACAGGUACUGAAGGGCGUGCUCCAUCGACUGUACUAUAAAUUAACUCAACGGCGGUCGGCUAUUCGCAAGGAGAUUGCCAAUACGUUUUACGAGUAUAUUUAUGAGACGUCGAACCAUUACGGCGUAGCAGAGUUACUGGAGAUACUAGGUAGCAUCGUCAAUGGGUUUGCGUGCCCGAUCAAGCAAGAGCACGUGGUGCUACUGGAGAAAGCGCUCAUUCCGCUGCACUCGACGCCUGCGUUCAUCUCGUACCACCAGCAGCUCGCGUACUGCAUGAUUCAGUACGUGUCGAAAGACCACACCCUGUUUACUUCGAUCGUCCGCGGCUUGAUCAAAUUCUGGCCCGUGGGCAACUCGUUCAAGGAGGUGAUCUUCAUUGUGGAGUUUGAAGAGAUGCUGGAGCACGUGUUGGCGGAGACUGAUUUCGAUGUGAUAUCGCCCAAGUUGGCACGGAAACUGGGGCAGUGCAUGGUGAGUGAUCAGUUCCAGGUCGCGGAACGCGCGAUAUCGUGCUGGAGUUCCCCGGCAUGCUUGCGCAUCAUGAAUGAGUACGAGAAGCUGGGACAAGGCAUGUUUAAUGUGAUCAAGCCGUUUCUGAAGCGGUCGAUGGCAGGGCACUGGAACACACUGAUUCAGCAAAAGGCUCAUGAGACGUACACUAUGUACUACAACAUGGGCUACGACAGCGACGACGUGACUGCUGCGUCCGUCGCACUUGUUUCGGAGGGAAAGGUAUUGGAUAGCAGUGUCAAGACGGAAGAGUCGGAUCCGGACGAGGACAGCAGCACUUCGAGCGAGGCGAACGUGUCGAUGGCUAUCCGCUUGUCGGCGUCGAGCGCAGUAGAGGCAUUAGAUAUCGUGCUGUCAGAUGAGGAAGGCGAAGAGGAUGAAAAGCCGGACGCGUUCUAG